Molecule: messenger RNA, 476 nt
Organism: Onychostruthus taczanowskii (white-rumped snowfinch)
Lineage: Eukaryota; Metazoa; Chordata; Aves; Passeriformes; Passeridae
Product: waprin-Enh1-like
Exons: 3
Coding region: 29-310 (93 amino acids)
Cellular component (GO): extracellular region
Molecular function (GO): peptidase inhibitor activity
Source: RefSeq, a predicted model, not a curated record
CCCACCCCCGUCCUCCCCAAGGGUUUAAAUGCGGGUGUCCCCCACCCCUCACGCUCGCACCUCUCGGCGACACGGCAGCAUGAAGGCGGUGGCCGCCCUGCUCCUGGUGGGGAUGCUCGUCCUCUGGGCAGAGCUGCCAACAGGCAGCGCCUGGUCCUGCCCGCCCGUGCGCUUCACCUGCGCCCUGCACAACCCGCCGAACCAGUGCUUCAUCGACCGGCACUGCCCCCGCGGCAAGAAGUGCUGCCGCACCUUCUGCGGGAGGAAAUGCCUCUCCAAGCCUCCCGCCAUCCCCGUCUCCUACGUGUGAGGUCCAGCUUCCAGGACAGACUGAGGGUCAUCUCAGCAUUGCCAUGCCAGCUCAGCUCCAGGAGGAUCACUCUGUGACAGCUGCUGCACUCUGCUCUGUGCCACCCCCUUCCCUUCUCCUUCUGCUCCCCCACUGCUGUUUUAACAAAUAAAAGAGACUUUUCUCA